Uloborus diversus is the source of this 3095-nucleotide messenger RNA. Its product is annotated as cell division cycle protein 27 homolog. Gene Ontology annotation, molecular function: protein binding. Bases 133 to 2598 code for a protein of 821 amino acids. The record is from RefSeq and is a predicted model, not a curated record. Lineage: Eukaryota; Metazoa; Arthropoda; Arachnida; Araneae; Uloboridae. Gene Ontology annotation, biological process: cell division. The transcript has 17 exons.
UCAAAAAUAUGAUAGAAAUUUACUGUUUUAAUGAAGUGUGCAAAUUAUGAAUGAUAUGCCAUUCCUCUUUAUGUUUGUCUUGCUUGUUUAUGUAAUAGUACCUCAGUGAAUGGGAAUAUAUAAAGCUUUAAAAUGAUUAUUCAAGAACCAGUUCAGGCAGCUGUUUGGCAUGCUUUAAAUCACUAUGCGUUUGAAGAUGCAAUUUUCAUUGGCGAGAGACUAUUUGCUGAAGUGGAUUCAGAUGACACGUUGCACCUUUUAGCUACUUGUUAUUAUCGUGCAGGAAGGACUGCUGCUGCAUAUUCCCUUUUAAAACGUAAAGGAUGUCGAAGUCCUCAAUGUCGUUUUUUAUUUGCGAAAUGCUGUUUUGAUUUGAAAAAAUUUUCAGAAGCUGAAUUCUCCAUUACUGGGAAUGCUGUUGCAAAACCUAGAAGUCUGGAUGAAAUUGUAACUGAAUUUGGUGAUUUCUCUUCUUUUGCAAUUCAACUCUUAGGCCAUGUGUGUCAUAAAACUUCAAGAGAUACCAAAGCUGCAGAAGCUUACAGGAAAAGCUUGAAGUUAAAUCCGUUUCUGUGGUCUUCGUAUGAAUCUCUUUUAAGUUUAGGUGAAAAGCCAGAUCCUAGACAGAUAUUUAAUAUCAGCAAUGUUGAUCACCUAUCACUAUGUCAUGGCACUAACCCUUUAGUAAAUUUAGUAAAUAAAACUUCUGUGCCAAAUAAUGUAAAUUAUAUCAAAGAAACUCCUGUUGUAUGCAAUGAUAUCAUGCAGGAAUCUAGUCAACUUUCUAGUAAAAUACAAAUUGUUCCUGUGUCACCAAUUCCAUCAAUCUACAGCAGUCAGUCUCCUUUAGCGUUCAUCAGAUCAACUCCAGAUGUUGCUAUCGAAGUUUAUACACCUGAAAAUAACUCUUGGGUUCCUUUUCCUACGUUAGCUAAGAAAAAGAUUUCAAAAAAUUGUAGAAAUUUAUUUGGUACUCAAGCUUCACAUUCCCCUAUCACACCCUGUUUUGGCAUCUUACCCCUGUCAACUCCAACUUCAAAUCAAGACCAUGAAGUUCCAGGUUCUGAUAAAUCCUGUUUGAAAAAGACACCAAUGACUAGGAGAAGUCAAGAAGGAAAUCCACCAAAAUUUCAAAUUUUUAGUCAAUCUGGAAACAAUAACAACAGCAAUACAACUAUACCUCAAACACCUCAAGCCAGUUUGUCUCAAGUGGCUCCACAAUUUGAUUCAGUUGUAAGAAGAAGUAAACGAAUCUUCAGCCAUUCUAAUUCUGUCAAGGAAAAUAAUAAAAGUUCUUCCAGAAACAGACUAAUAUCAACAAAAACUCCUUCUAAAAAAACUAAAGCGCAUUCAACACGAACAUCUAUGUGUGAACCGAAAGAAAGUGAACUGAAUGAAAUUAAUAAGUCUGAUAUUCAGUGCGAAAAUAAGUUAUCUAAUUCUGUAUCUAUAAUGCAAGCAGCUUUGAGCAUGCAAAAAGCCUCAGCAGAAGGUUUGAUGCAGUUGCUUCAAGAAAUGGGUAAAGCCCAGUAUUAUUUGAGCCAGUAUCGAUGCAAAGAAGCAAUUGAAAUUUUGAACAGUCUUCCUCCCCGUCAUUUUGAUACAGGAUGGGUUCUUACUACUUCAGGAAGAGCUCAUUUUGAACUAGCCGAGUACAGUGAGGCAAUUUCAAUGUUUGAAGAAGUCAGGCGUUUGGAACCUCAUAGAAUCCAAGGAAUGGAAUAUUACAGCACAGCUCUAUGGCAUCUUCAAAAAGAGGUUCCUUUAUCUGCAUUGGCCCAAGAAUUGACUGAAUUUGAUAUCAAAAGUCCACAAACAUGGUGUGCUGCUGGAAAUUGUUUCAGUCUUCAAAAAGAACAUGAAACUGCCAUUAAAUAUCUCCAGCGAGCUGUUCAAGUUGAUGACAGUUUUGCAUAUGCUUAUACUCUCUUGGGACAUGAGUAUGUUAUGACUGAAGAAAUGGACAAAGCCAUGACUUGUUUUCGAAAUGCUAUAAGGAUAGAUCCUAGACAUUAUAAUGCAUUGUAUGGAGUUGGUAUGAUCUAUUACAAGCAAGAAAAAUUUCAGCUAGCAGAAGCGCAUUAUAGACAAGCAGCUAAAAUAAAUCCUCAGAGCUCUGUACUUAAGUGCCAUAUAGGAGUGGUUUUGCAUUCCCAGAAACGAAUGCAAGAAGCUUUAAAAACAUUAAAUGAAGCAAUUGAAAUGGAUCCUAAAAAUCCUUUAUGUAAAUUUCAUCGAGCUUCAGUAUAUUUCUCUAUUGAUAAACAUGAAGAAGCAUUGAAAGAUUUAGAAGAACUAAAAGAAAUUGUUCCCAAAGAAUCCUUAGUCUACUUCCUGAUUGGAAAGGUUCAUAAAAAAUUAGGAAAUACGCACUUGACUCUUAUGAAUUUCUCUUGGGCCACUGAUCUUGAUCCUCGAGGUGCUAAUAAUCAAAUUAAAGGUGCUAUAGAUAAACAGUACACAAAUGAUGAAGAAGACAUAAUUGGAAGAGAUGAUAGAGCAAGUGUCAGCUCUGGCGUAGUCGAUCAUGAAUCUUCUCACGACAGUCCUAUGGUUGAUGGCCCUGAAUUUGAAGACAUCAGUGAUGAGAGCUUUUGAUAUUAAAUAAUAUAUUCAUUUAUUAAAUGUAUUGGUUAUUUGUUACCUUUUGUCAGAAAUGUUGUGGUCUGCUUUGAAAAGAACCUGGUUGAGAGGAAUAAAGCAUUGUUUUGCUUAUAAAAAAGGGAGAAAUGCAAAUAUUAGUUAUUAAAGACUGGCAACGCUACCAUUUUGUAAUGUUUUAUUGUUGAAUUAUGCAUAAAUUUUAUUUCUUUUGACUAGGUUCAUAUAUAUGUUGUGAUAUAAAAGAAGUUGCUUAGAGUGUAAGAUACGUUGUAGUAAUACUUUUUUGUACAGCAUCUGUUAUUUUUGUUUCACUUAACAGCUCUUUUAUUUUAUAGUUCAUUGUGCAAAAAAUAAAUUCAGCACAAAAAUUGUGUUUUUAUGGUUUUAAUCAAACAUGAGAUAAAAAUUUAAAACUUAUGUGUGUUCAAAUGUUGUUUACAUAAUUUUACUGUAACUUAAUUUCAUUCAAUAAAUCAAAAACUUACUUCUAA